AUGAUCCCUCCAUGUGAUCCGUGCAUCCUCGAACAGAACCCCCAAUUUAAACGAGUCUACGAGAACAUCACCAAGAACUUGCUCAAUCCCGAUGGCUCUUCCUGCGCUCGAACUGCCGACCCGGCACGGAAGGCCGUUGAUGAUGAGCUGAAACAGUACCAGCUACAGCGCGCGAAGGAUCAGAUCAAGAAGAAUGCUGUCCAGCAAUUGGCGUUUGCAAAGCAGAGCGAGCUUUCCGAUGAGUGUCGCGACAAUCUUGCUCUGAUAUCUCUGUAUCUUGAGAAUGCUUCACCUGUCGCGAAUCCCUGUGAGACCGCUCGAAAUGGCGAGUCGCAACCACAAUCGCAAGCCCCCGACGACUCACUCGCUCUCCUCAAACCUACAAUCACCUCCUUCUACACGUCCAUUCCAUCCCUAAUCCAACCCUUCUCAACACUCCUGUCCGAGUCAGUCUCAACCCUCCGCAUCCUCUCCGCAACCUCUUCAAAGCAAGAUACAACCGCAGCUACAGCCACGUCCUCAACCCAACAACCCGACCCAGAGAGCUCCGCCCCAGAUCACAACCAGUUUCGCACUCGCGCUCGCGCUCGAGACCAUCGCGUCCGGACAUCUCUCGCACCUUUGCCCAAGGUGUCAGUCCAACUUGGCCAGCGAGUCGAAGCUCUGCGCCAGAGACAAAUCUCCGAUCUUCCAGCCGCAAGAAGAGAUUUGGCCGUGGUGGCGGCAAAGGUGAUGAGUAUGCGGGCUGCGGUUCUCGAGCGAAUGCUCGAAAUCGCUUCGACUAUUCACACGCCCGAGACUGUGGCCGCACUGCGUCGAUAUCAGGAACACCUGCUAGAGACUCGUUUACAACUCGACGAACGAAGAGUCGUUGCAAUUGAAGACUUGAAGAAGUACGGUUUUUACGAGUCUUUAGAAGAUGAAAAUCAGCCUGAGAGUGAUAUGCGAGGAGGUUCCAAACAGACGUGGGAAGAGCUCGCCGUCAGAUAUGGCCGGUUGCUGAAGCAGAUAGAUUCCGCGAAGAAGGAGAUUGCAUCUGUGGGCGAGGAGAGAAUGUAA
Messenger RNA from Penicillium diatomitis, 1059 nucleotides. RefSeq lists its product as uncharacterized. The coding region runs from base 1 to 1059 and encodes 352 amino acids. NCBI's taxonomy places the organism in Eukaryota, Fungi, Ascomycota, Eurotiomycetes, Eurotiales, Aspergillaceae. The record is from RefSeq and is a predicted model, not a curated record. The transcript has 4 exons.